Cladophialophora carrionii CBS 160.54 is the source of this 597-nucleotide messenger RNA. RefSeq lists its product as uncharacterized. The record is from RefSeq and is a predicted model, not a curated record. Lineage: Eukaryota; Fungi; Ascomycota; Eurotiomycetes; Chaetothyriales; Herpotrichiellaceae. Bases 1 to 597 code for a protein of 198 amino acids. The transcript has a single exon.
AUGGUGACCGGCUGGGACAAACGUAUGGUCAAGAAUGAGGCCGAGAACCUCGCGAAGAUCUUCUGGAAAGCACACGAAGACUUCGAUUUUGUCGGACCAACAGGCUCUUUCAGCGAAUGCAUAGAUGCAGCUGUAGCAUCAAACAAACAUCCCUUCUUCAUCAGCGACUCGGGAGACAACCCCACUGCCGGUGGAAGUGGCGACAUGACCUGGGGCUUGAUUCACGUACUGGAUCGUCCCGAGUUCAAACAGCCUGCCGGCCCAACAGUGAUCUAUGCCAGCGUUCCAGGUGCCAAAGCAGUGAAGUCGUGCAUCGAAGCAGGGAUUGGUGCUACUGUGACGGUCACCGCCGGUGCCGACGUUGACAACGUCCACUCUGGUCCGAUCACCGUCACAGGCCGGGUACAUGCCAUCAAACACGGUGACAGAGAUGCUGGGAUUGAGGUUGUACUGCAGGUCGGCAGCGUCUUUGCCAUCCUCACCCAGAUGCGAAAACCGUAUCAUCACGAGCACGAUUUCACUGAUCUUAAUCUGAAACCUCGCGAGGCGGACAUUGUAAUUGUCCAAGAUUGGUUACCUAGAGCCGGGACUGCAUGA